AUGCAUGAAAAUAUUAUUGUCUUUUUAUUAUAUGCUUUUUGCAUGGACCGAUCUCAUCGAAUCUAGUCCAUCCAUCUUAUUCUCUGUCUAUCUCACUACAGUUUCCUUCUCUCUCUCUGGAAAUAACAAAAAAGAAAAACAUUUAUCCCUUUCUCUGAUUGAGUGCAAUCUCGGUACCUGAAAUUUCUCAACUUCUCUAACCCCUAAUUUCUCAAUUUCUAUAAUCCCUAAUUGCUCCUUUUCCGCCACGCACUUCCCUCAAACGCCCACCGUUUUCUCCUUUCCCUCUCCUUCAUCGUGCGCGUUACUAAGGGAAUAAAGUAGCAAUGGCUUUUUGCUACUUCAACCCUAUUCCUACUAGCUCUCAUCUCAUUUCACCAGACUUAUCUCGAAAUUUCAAGAUUCCAAAGCUUCUUCACAGGAAAAAGAGGCUUGGCGUCUUGUCCAGAUCUUCAAAAGUUACUGCAUUUUAUGGCUUGAAGACCCCUCCUUACGAACUUGAUGCAUUAGAGCCGUAUAUGAGUAAGAGGACAAUUGACAAGCACUGGGGAGAGCAUCAUCGGAAUUUUAUCGAAGGUUUGAAUAAACAGCUGGAGAAGGAUGAUAUACUUUAUGGUUACACCAUGGAUGAACUAAUCAAAGUGACUUACAACAAUGGCAAUCCCUUACCUGAAUUCAACAAUGCAGCUGAGGUUUGGAAUCAUGACUUCUUCUGGGAAUCCAUGCAACCAGGAGGGGGUGAUAUUCCCGUACUAGGUCUACUUCAACAGAUUGAAAAGGAUUUUGGAUCCUUUACGAAUUUCAAAGAGAAGUUUAUAGAAGCUGCACUCACAUUGUUUGGUUCUGGCUGGGUUUGGCUGGUUUUGAAGAGAGAAGAAAAACAAUUAGCCAUUGUUAAAACUUCAAAUGCCAUAUGCCCUAUUGUGUGGGAUGAUAUACCAAUUAUCAAUUUGGAUUUGUGGGAGCAUGCAUACUAUCUGGAUUACAAGAAUGACAGAGCAAAGUAUGUGAAAGUCUUUAUGGACCACCUUGUGUCUUGGAAUGCGGCAAUGGAACGCUUGGCAUACACAGAAGCAUUUGUGAACUUGGGGGAACCUAAAAUUCCUGUUGCAUGAAAUAUUGGAAUGCUGAAUGAUUACAAGACAUUGAAGGAACGUAUGGCAUCUUAAGUGGAAUUGGUAUGGAAUUCAAAGACUUACAUGUCAUGGGGUUUGAUCAUAUAGCCAGAAAGAAAAGAGUGGAUCAGUCAUUGUUUAAGUACAACAUUCAUUGCGCCCUACAUGCCUCAUUGUGAUUAUCUAUUUUUGCUGUGAUAGUGUACGACUGAGGAAAAUCUGUUAUAUUGAGGGAUCUAGUGAAACUUAGAGUAGGAGUCAAGGAUUUCAAUGAAUAAUGAGAUAGAAAAAAGAGUAUGAUGUUUGAGUUAGUAGUAAAUUUAAAACUGAACCAGAAUUCUGAAUGUAUGUACUUGGUUAUAAGUUCUACUUCACACAAGCACACCAGAAAAGAGCAUCUCAAGUUGAUAAAGGGCCUAUAGGCUAUAACCGUAAGUUAUUUAUGGUAUAGGUGAGACUGUUUUAAAAACCAGAUUGAACUCGCCAUUCAAUCAAUUAUGACAAUUAAAUCAUUGGAGUUCUUGUCAAUUCAAUCUCUGUUCCGAUGUUAAUACAAUGUUAAUACAUACAUUAUGACAAAAAUGCAAUUAUGGCUGUGGCUGCAAUUGCUUUGAA
Messenger RNA from Cicer arietinum (chickpea), 1730 nucleotides. Its product is annotated as superoxide dismutase [Fe] 3, chloroplastic. Gene Ontology annotation, molecular function: superoxide dismutase activity; metal ion binding. Gene Ontology annotation, biological process: superoxide metabolic process. The record is from RefSeq and is a predicted model, not a curated record. Gene Ontology annotation, cellular component: chloroplast nucleoid. NCBI's taxonomy places the organism in Eukaryota, Viridiplantae, Streptophyta, Magnoliopsida, Fabales, Fabaceae.